UUCUUAAAUUCCCCUUGGGUGAUACCCAAGCAAUUCUUCCGAAACCAACGAUAUGAGGUUCCACCUAGAGCUUUCGAGGCAGUAGGAAUUUUCUCCGUUCUUAUUUAUGUUGGUAGGAGUCGGCAUAGGACAGAAUUGCAGUUUGAUGUUCCCUUCUUUAACCUUUCUUUCAUUUUCCAGUAGGAUUCACUUGGCAUUCAGUAUUUUUUUCUUUCCACAGCUGUGUGUUGUAUAAGAAGUUCGCUUGGAUCUACCACCCCCAAUACAAUGGGGUCCAAAACAAGAAAACAUUUAAAAUAUUUUACGUACAGAUGUCCAAAGAAAUGUAUACACAUUACAACAUGGAAUAUUAACCUUGUCAGUCAUGUGCCCACCAGUCACCUGUGCCACAAAGCUAAUGUUUAAUUCUCCAAGCCCACAAUGCCAUCAGCUACUGGCGAUGAACGAAAGGACUUCAUAGUCAUUACAGCUGCAAAUUAUUUUGGACUUACACCAACAGAAGAUAUCUGUGUACUGUUGAGCAAUGAUGUAAAUCUCAACAGCUUUCUAGAUGAUGCAAGCUGUUUCACCCUGUCUGCUAUGACACAUGAAAGUCAGUCCAGAAUUCAUAUGACUUUGGACACAAAGGUCAUGCCAAGGGAAGGAAAAGAGAAGUUACUUGUAUUCUUCAAAAUAAAACCAGAGAUAAUUACUUUGGAGAAUCUUCAUGAAAAUGUGUUUGUUUCUUCAAUGAUAGAUUCUCCUGUGUCAUCUUUGUAUCAUGCAAUCCAAAAAGUAUAUGCUCCAAUUCUGCUGAAAGAUGAUAAAUGGAGUUACAAUUUUGAUCCAAAACUUCAGGAACUAAUAACACAACUUGAAUCAGGAUUACAAAGUAUUUUACUGAAGGGAGAUCAGUCUGCCCGUCAUCAUACAGAAUUCAGUGGGAACUUAGCUGAAAUUAUGACUCCUGAAGAUGAAAUGCAAUUUUGGUCUAAUUUUGCAAAUUCAGUUGGAAGACAAGAUGAAAAAGAGAAAGGAACUGCAUUUUGGUAUGCACUGGAACCACUUGUAAAGGAUUUUAGAUCCCUGGAUUCUCUUUUGCUGGCAGAUGUUGAUGAAAUACUUGAAACUACACACAAUACAUUAGAUGACCUAUGGAAACUUGAUGAUUUCAUGUAUCCACAGCAUCAUAUGGAGCAUUUAAUGGAUGUUAUUGGGAAUACUUUGACAAGAUUCAUCCAGAAUAAAUUAAAAUCAAUCAACCUCUGGGAAGAUGUUUAUGUUCAAGUGGAAGAACAUUUGAAUCAGGCAAUUCAUGCCUGUAAAAAGUGGAAAGUGACAUGUGAGAGGCUAACAUCUUUAUAUUGGCCUAACUAUUCAUCUCAUCCGUGGAAGGGAAAACCAUUUAGCCCUAAAUAUACACAGAGCUUCACUAACAGACUUCAAGAGGUCCUGGAUUUAAGAACAAUUCAUCGACAACUUAUAAGACUGCUAUCCCGUAAAGAGCAAGAGGAAUUGAGGACAAAUGACACCUUUAAACCUUUUUUGGGGCUGAAUCCAAUCCAGUACAACCCUUACACUGAACCACUAUGGAGAGCUGCUGUGAAGCAGUUUGAGCAUUCUCUCAUAUCAGCUGAGGAAAGGAUAGCUGGGAAACUGCAGUUCCAGUUGCAGACAGUUAAUAAAAAUACUUUGCAGCUUCUGCAGGAGUUCAAACGUUACCAAGAAUUAAUCCAAAGGCCAAGUGUGAGAAGAACAUUGAUUGCUGAGAGAGAAAAUCUAUUGGGGUUGCUGAGAGAAUAUGCCCAUAGUGUGAGUUUAGACUUUGGUUCAGGGCAGAACAGAGAAUAUGCCAGAUUGUUGGAUAUGCCAGAAGUUAUCAGUAACAUAUACUGGGUUCGUCAACUAGAGUAUAAGCUGAGAGACAUUGAAAAGACAAGUGCCAAGCUCUUGAAUGACUUGCAAGGUUAUGCAGAGCUUCAAAAAGCAGUGGGGGAGGUUCUGAGGGACUUGAAAGAGUACCACACAGAUCAGUUUGAUAGCUGGACACGAGAUGUAGGAGCUGCUGUUCACAACAAAACUCUCAGCUUGUGUACUGAUGAACCAGUGGUUCAUUUUGAGCAAGGCAAGUUGAUGCAUGUGAACUAUGCCCCACGCCUGGUUGGAUUAGUGAGGGAGGUGCGUCAACUCAUUGUUCUAGGAUACAAGAUACCAAUGAAAAUUCAGGAGGCAGCAGAUCUUGCAAAGAAAUUUAUGAGACAAGCCAAAGCUCUUGAACAGGUUGCUAACUUUCACAACACUAUUGGCGAUCGCAUGAUUCCAUCUCAGAGACCAAUGAUGCUGGAGGCUGCUCUGGAUUUGGCUCACUUAGUGCAGGAACAAAAUGGAGUUACAUGGAGUGAUACAGUUGCUGUGGACAAGUACAUUGCUCAAUUGCAGACCACAGUUGAGAGGCUGUCGAGAGAAAACAACAAACUUGCCUCUUAUCAUGACCAAAUCAGAGAUAAGGUAAUUAUGUUAAUGAACACUGACCUACUUCGACAACAGCAACAGUGGAAGGAAGGCCUCAAGGAUAUACGAAACAUUAUGAAUCAAGUUGAAGACCAGAAAUUCUCUAACAUGAAGUCUUGGCGAGCACAUUGGGAUCAUCAGCUGUAUAAAGCAUUAGAGCACCAAUAUCAAGUAGGACUUGAAGCACUAAAUGAACAUCUUCCAGAAAUUAAAGUGGAGCUAAUAUAUAGGCAGCAGAAGUUGCAGUUUAGACCUCCUAUGGAGGAAAUCCGGAUGAAAUACUAUGGACAAUUGAAACGUUUCUUAGCAAUUCCUAAUAAUUUUCGAGGCGUCAGUGAAACUAAUGAAGGUCUUACAUUUCCUACCAUUAUUCAAAGGAAUGGACAUAGAUUUGGUCAUUUAUUUGCCAAGGCUGAAGAAUUAUUUGGGCACUUGAAUGCAGUGAAAGAAAAGUGGUUACAGUGGGUUGCGCUGGGUUCAGUUGAUUUAGACAGCCUGGUUCACAAAUAUCUGCAUACUUCUGAUGACUGGGAUCGUAACUUUCGAGCUUCAAAAACAUGGAGUCAAGAAAUUGCGAAGUUGCCAACUACCGAUGAGAAGAUUGACUGCUUCUCAGUGAGCUUCCUGCCAGUUCGUGCAGAGAUUGAAUUACACAACCGUCGUUACUGGGACACAAUAGUUAGUUCUCUGCAGAGUUCCAUUGUGAGGGAUGUUGGAGUUAUUGAAAAGUUUACAACAGAGUCAACUGAAAUACUUUCAAGACAGCCACAAACCGUUGAAGAGAUUGGUGAAGCAAAUGCUAAAUAUGCUGAAAUUAUGAAGACUUCUUCAGAGAUGCUUCUGGUGUUUGAAGAGGCUGACAAGAAGAAUAAGGCCCUUGCAAGUUGGACCAAGGAGAGAGUGGAGCAAAUCAGUCGCAUGAUAGCUCUUUGGAACAACUUUCAAGCAAUGCUUGAUAACCAUCAGUAUCUCCUUGGUAAACAGGUUGAAGGAAUUAAGAGUAACCUUAUGACACAAGGUGAAAACCUCAUGAGUGAAGUAGAGAAGUUUCAGUUGCGUUGGGAGCAACUGAAGCCUCGGGAGACAAGUCUUCAGGAUGGAGGACUUGAGAUCCUGACAAAGAGUCUCACUGUUCUUCGAGAAAAGAGGCAGGAGUGGCAGCUGCUGAUGCAGACAAGAGAAAAGCUUCUGCAAGAUUGUGCUAACUUUGGAAUUGAAACCCCUGAGUUCUCUGUAAUUGAUGAAGUUGAGAGUGAUCUCAAAACACAUGAGAAUAUGUGGUCUCUCUUUGAUGAAUUCAACACAGGUAUUGAAACUAUGUCAAAAGAAGAAUGGAUCAUCUUUCGCAGCAAGAGCUACAAAUUUGAAGAAUUUGUACAACAUUGGCAAGAGAGACUUAAAUCUGGUGGUCAGACUACAUCCUUAACUGUUAGGUUAUUACAAGAAGUUGAAAAGUAUAAGGUGGUACUCCCUUCACUGAAGUAUGUUCGUGGAGAAAUGUUCAGUGACAAACACUGGCUUGAAAUAUUUGGAAUUCUUGGGAUGUCUAACAAGUCAGUUGAGAUGCUUACUUUUGCUGACUUUUUAAAUGUCAAGGAAAAGAUAGCUGCUAAUGUCGGUGCCCUUCAGAAUCUGAAUGCCCGUGCAUCUAGUGAGAUAGUGAUCAGGCAAGCUCUAGGAGAACUAGACAUCUGGGAAGUGGAAGCUAAAUUUUUACUCACUGAACAUAAAGAUUCUCAAGGAAUGUGUGUGAUGCUUAUAAAGGACUUCAAAGACAUUCUGAACAAGGUUGGUGACAAUCAGUGUUUGCUUCAGUCUAUUAAGAAUUCUCCUAACUAUGAGAGCUUUGUUGAUAGAACUUCAAUUUGGGAAACAAGAUUGGCUGAUUUGGAUGAGUACUUACAUCACCUGAAUCAGAUACAACGCAAGUGGGUGUACCUUGAGCCUAUAUUUGGGGCUGGAACAUUGUCACAAGACCAGGCCAGAUUCCAGAGAAUUGAUCAUGAUUUCCGCUACAUUAUGGGAGAUAUUGCUCAAGAUAGCAAAGUAGUGUCCCUCUGCAGAAUCAGCAACCUCCACCAGACUCUGAACAUGCUGCUUGACCAGUUGUCUCGAUGUCAGAAGAGUCUGAUUGAUUUCCUUGAAGAGAAGCGGUCUGUGUUUCCAAGAUUUUACUUCCUGGGUGAUGAUGACUUACUGGAAAUACUGGGUCAGUCCACAAAAGAACAGGUGAUCCAGGCCCAUCUCAAAAAAUUGUUUGCUGGAAUCCUCACUGUUGUGUUUGAUGAUGAUGGCAAAAACAUUAUGGCUAUGAAGUCACUGGAAGGAGAGGUGGUACAACUCUGCAAACCUGUCGGACUCACUCAGAAAGUCGAGGAGUGGCUGAGUAAUUUAGCAACUGAAAUGAAAACAACUCUGAAACAGCUUCUUCUAGAUUGCCUGGAUGACAUUAAGAAACAUAAUUCAGGAGCUGAUCCUCUGAAAUAUCCAUCUCAGAUUCUGUGUUUAGCUGAAAGUAUAACAUUUACUGAAAGAUGUGAAAAAGCUAUUUAUUCUAAUAGUCUGGAAGACCUUCUGUCUUCAUUAAAGUCACAAUUAGAAGCUUACACUAAAUUAGAAUUGGAGUGGGCUGAUGGGGACAUGGAUGGUGAUUCACUUGAGUUGGAACUGAAGCUAAAAUCUCUGUUACUUGAUACAAUCCAUCAUAUGAGUGUUGUGGAACACUUGAUUGGUGUUAAUAUUUCAUCUGCUCAGGACUGGCAUUGGCAGAGACAGCUUCGGUUCUAUAUUCAUAAGGAUGGUAUAGCUGUAGCCAGGAUGGUAGAUGCUGAAUUUCAGUAUACUUAUGAGUAUCAAGGAAAUGCACCAAAAUUGGUUCACACACCUCUGACUUACAAGUGUUACCUUACCCUUACACAGGGAAUGAAUAUGGGCUUAGGUGGCAACCCAUAUGGACCAGCUGGAACAGGCAAGACGGAGUCUGUCAAGGCACUAGGAAGCCUUCUAGGUCGUCAAGUUCUUGUCUUCAACUGUGAUGAGGGUAUUGAUGUGAGAUCAAUGGCUCGUAUCUUUGUUGGCUUGGUAAAAUGUGGUGCUUGGGGCUGUUUUGAUGAGUUCAAUCGUCUGGAAGAAGCAACCUUAUCUGCAGUCUCAAUGCAGAUCCAACCCAUUCAGACAGCUCUAAAAUUUGGCCAUGGAACUGUAAAGCUUCUGGAUGAAGAAAUACCUCUGGAUCCAAACUCUGGUAUUUUUGUAACCAUGAAUCCAGCAGGGAAGGGUUACGGAGGAAGACAGAAGUUACCAGACAAUCUGAAGCAGUUGUUCCGACCUGUGGUGAUGUCACAUCCUGACAAUGAUCUGAUUACUGAAGUGAUUCUUUACUGUGAAGGUUUCAAGUAUGCCAAGUCCAUUGGCAAAAAGCUUGUUGAAGUGUUUGAUCUGUCAAGGAAGCUACUGACAAAGCAACAGCACUAUGACUGGGGUCUGCGAGCCUUGAAAACAGUGCUUGGGGGUUGUGGGAGUCUGACAUUUGCUGAUUGUGCUCGCUUUGAUUCUCUGGUUCAUGAUGUUUUUCCUGGUGUUCAGUUCACUAGUUCUGGUUAUGAGGAGCUCACAGCAGCUCUGAAAGAAAGUUGCAGUGACUUAGGAUUACUGUGCAAUGAAAAUCAAAUGAGAAAAUGCCUAGAGGUAUAUGAGCAGCUACAGCAAAGGAUGGGGGUUGUGAUUGUAGGUCCAUCAGGAUCAGGCAAGAGCACAUUGUGUCGCCUACUUAAACAUUCUUUGACAAAGAUGGGCAAAUCAUUGAAGCAACACACCAUGAAUCCAAAAGCGAUGCCUAGAACACAGCUGCUAGGACAGAUAGAUAUUGAUACCAGACAGUGGACAGAUGGUGUACUCACAUUGAGUGCUCUGCAGGUAUAUUCUGAACCACCAGAUGUACAUUCUUGGAUUGUGUGUGAUGGUGAUGUGGAUCCAGAAUGGAUUGAGUCAUUGAAUUCAGUUUUAGAUGACAACAGAUUGCUGACACUGCCAUCUGGUUGGAGAAUCCAGUUUGGACCUAAUGUCAACUUUGUGUUUGAAACUCAUGAUUUGAGUUUUGCAUCACCUGCAACAAUAUCUCGAAUGGGAAUGAUUUUUCUCAGUGAUGAAGAUAUCAAUGUGAUAGGCCUUGUUUCUGCCUGGCUCAAGGGACAGAAUGAGUCAAUUCUUAGAUUUUUGACACCACUGAUUGAAGAUUAUUUUUACAAAGGAGUGAAUUGGGUUGUGCAACAAGGACAGAUGGUGGUCACUAUGUCACUUGUUGGUGUAGUUCAGAAUGGACUGUCUCAGCUGCAUGGAGUAACCAGCAGGGCUCACUUUGCAGUGGCUCUGAUCAGAGGUCUUGGUGGAAACCUGACCCUUCCCAGCAGGGAGGCUUUUGCAAAACAGGUGUUUGAAUGGACAGGCGAAUAUGUUCGUGACCCUGCUCGCCUGCUGUACAGCUAUUACAACCCACAACGUGAUUGUCUGGACACAUACAUGAUAAACCAUGAAAACACAGAACUCCGUCUUGGAGUAACUGGCUGUUUUCUUCCUCUCAUCAUGACUGCAGAUGUUAAACGAACACUGGACAUUAUUGGUCCUUGGCUGCAUGUUGAUACACAGCAGCCAUUCUUGUUAGUAGGACCACAGGGCUGUGGAAAAAGCAUUCUCCUGAAUCAUUGCUUCAGCAAGCUGAGAGCGACUGAGUUGGCAACCAUUCAUUGCAGUGCUCAGAUCACUCCUCAGCAUGUUCUUCAAAAACUGAGUCAGGUAUGCAUGGUGAUCUCAAGCAACACAGGACGUGUGUAUCGUCCAAAGAACAGUGAACGUUUGAUCUUGUACUUCAAAGACUUGAACCUUGCUAGACCUGACAAAUGGGGAACCAGCAUGCUUAUUGCAUUCCUUCAGCAGGUCAUUACUUAUAAUGGUUUCUAUGACAAUAAUCUCGAAUGGGUGGGCCUGGAGCAAGUUCAGAUUGUGGGCAGCAUGACACAAGGAAAUUCAAUGGGUCGUCAUUCUCUCAGUCCACGUUUUACCUCGAUUAUGAGGAUCUAUUCAAUCAGCUAUCCAGAGCAAGAUGAGCUAAAAUCUAUAUACACUAUUUAUAUGUCCAGCAUCUUUGGUUUGUGUCUGCCUAAACAUGAAAUAUUGAAGUCCUCAGCCAAAGUUGCCAACCUUACAGGAUCCAUGAUCAAAAUUUAUGAUGAGGUUAGAAACACAUUUACUCCAGUGUGUCAGAAUCAUUAUAUUUUUACACCUCGUGACUUAACUCGGUGGUGUUUAGGAUUUCUUCGUUAUGACCUUAAAGAGGAUGAGCAUUCUGUCAACUUAGUGCUUGAAGUCUUGGUUUAUGAAUCCAUGAGGUUAUUCCGUGACAAGCUGGUCUGUCAUGAGGAUCGCUCUCAGUUUGAUUCUAUCGUUACUAGAGUUCUGGAGUCUGAGUGGAGCAGAGAUUCAUUAGUGGAGAAACUUUCUGGAAUGUAUUAUGUCACACGGGGUGAUGACUCAAUAUCAGCAGGAGCUCCACUGCCACCAUUUGGCAAGCCUCUUGUAAAAAUGGAAGCAGCAGAUUGGACUGUCUUGGUAGAAAGAGGCAUUGUACAGUUUGGUCGAGAAGGGCAGUCAUUGGAUCUCAUAGUUUUCCAAGAAGUACUUGACACAGUGGCUUGUAUAGACAGAGUACUAUCUGCUCCUCAUGGAUCUCUCUUGUUAGCUGGGAGAGCUGGUGUUGGAAGAAAGUCAGCUGUGCGAAUUGUUUCAGCUCUUCAUGGAGCUAAAUUAUUUUCCUUGAAAAUGGGAAAGGCAUAUAGCUUGAAGAAUUUCAAAAAUGAUUUGAAAUCUGUGAUGCAGUUAGCAGGUGUAGAAGGGGAGCAGGUUUAUAUGCUUCUGGAAGACUAUCAAGUCACAGACGUUGCUUUCCUGGACAUGGUGAAUAGUCUUCUUUCAUCUGGAGAAGUGCCUGGGCUGUAUAAUGCAGAGGAACUGGAACCUAUCAUAUCACCCCUCAAAGAUGUCGCUGCACAAGAAGGAUUUGUAGGGAGCCCAGCAUCCUACUUUUCAAAAUGUGUGCAGAAGAACUUGCAUGUCAUCCUGGUAAUGGACUUUACAAAUGCACACUUCACAGUGGCAUGUGAGAGUAACCCAGCUUUGUACAAACAGUGCAGUAUUAUAUGGCUGCCAGGUUGGAGCACAGUCAGCAUGAGAACAGUUCCACACCUUCUGCUGACCAGGGCUGUUAAAGUUGAAGAUCAUACAUCAGGCUAUAAGAGGAGUGGACGGAGGUCAUCCAUGAACGACACCCUUAUUGAAGGUUUCUUGAGAAUUCAUGAGCAUGUUUCUGAUAAAUUAGCCACUCCUCGGCGAUACAUCUCCUUUAUCUACACCUACAUGCAUAUCUACACAAAGAGGAAAACUGAUAUCCAGCAGAAGCAACAACGACUGCAGGCAGGUGUAUCCAAACUUACUGAAGCCCGUCAUGUUGUUGAUGCAUUGAAGUCCCAGGCAGCAGGCCAAGAACAGAAGUUGGCAGAGAAGCAAGCAAAAGCCAACUCUGCACUGCAGAUGAUAACAGAAACAAUGCGCAGUGCCAAUACUCAGAAGGUGGAAAUGGAGUCUCUGAAAGAGCAGACAGAGAGAGAAAGUCUUCAGCUUAUGGAGAGGAAAAAGGCUAUAGAUAUGGAGCUAGCAGAGAUUGAGCCCCUGAUCCAAGAAGCUAGUGCUGCAGUUGGAAACAUAAAGUCUGAAUCACUGUCUGAGAUUCGGUCAUUACGAGCUCCUCCAGACAUUAUCAGGGACAUCCUGGAAGGUGUUCUGAGGCUCAUGGGCAUUCUAGAUACUUCAUGGAACAGCAUGAAAACCUUUCUGGCUAAGAGGGGAGUUAAGGAAGAGAUCAGGUCAUUUGAUGCACACAGAAUAAAUCCAGAAAGCCGUCAAGCAGUUGAAAAAUUAUUAGUUGAAAGGAAAGAAUCAUUUGAUCCCAGGAAUGCUCGGCGAGCUUCUGUAGCAGCUGCUCCACUCGCAUCUUGGGUUACUGCAAAUGUGAAAUACUCUUAUGUGUUGGAAAAGAUUCGACCUCUUGAGAGAGAACAAUCAAAGUUGUAUCAAAACAUGAAGCUUGCUGAACAACAAAUUGGGAGGCUGAGUUUGGAUCUCACAGAUGUUGACAAAACUGUUUCUGAUCUGAAGAAUCAAUUGAAUACUUACACAAAGGAGGCUGCUGAGAUUGAGAUCCAUUUAAAUAAAGCUCAGGAAACUAUUGUCGCUGCAGAGGGAUUGGUUGGCAAACUGAAUGAUGAGUUUGAAAGAUGGAAGAAACAGCUGACUGAGUUGUCACAGGACCUGAAGCAGUUACCAGUAAACUCUUUGUUAGCUGCAGCAUUCAUCACAUACUUAUCAUUGGCACCAGAAGAUCUUCGUCAGUCCUUGAUAACAGAGUGGCAGGAUCUGUUGGACGUGAACAACUUUUCCUUCGCCACUUUCCUGGGCUCUGAGAAAGAGCAGCUGCAGUGGCUAUCAGAAGGACUUCCCUCUGACCAACUAUCUAUCCAGAAUGCUCUUAUCAUACUUCAGCUUGCAAGUUUGGAGGCUGGGACAUCACUUUCUCCUUUCCUCAUUGACCCAUCUUCAUUGGCAUCAGAAUGGCUGAAGAAGCAUUUGCAGGACUGCACUGUUGAAGUUGUGUCCCAGCACAGUCAACAUUUUAUGACCACUCUGGAACUUGCAAUCAGGUUUGGAAAAGUUUUAAUCAUUCAAGAGGUAGAUAGUAUUGAUCCUGUACUUUUCCCCAUUCUUCGAGGAGAUUUCAUAAAUCAAGGUCCAAGGAAAGUGGUUCAAGUUGGAGACAAACUGAUUGAUUAUCAUGACAACUUCCAGUUGUUCUUAACCACACGUAAUGCUGAGCCAGAUAUUUCAUCUGAUGUUGCUGCUGCUGUUACUUAUGUGAACUUUGCUACAACUUGGGCAGGUCUCACAGGACAGUUGCUUGCCUGUGCGUUGCGUCAGGAACGGCCAGAACUAGAGCAACGGCGUAGUGAGCUGUUGCGGCAGGAAGAAGAACUCAAACUGAAACUUGACCAGCUGCAAGAGAUUCUCUUGCAAGAAUUGGCAAAUGCUCAAGGAGACAUACUUCUGAACAAAGACCUUCUUGCUUCACUGAAUGAAACAAAAGCCAGUAGUGCUGCUAUUUAUGAAUCACUGACUGAGUCAUCUCAUCUCCAAGCUGAAUUGAACAAGGAGUUUGAUGCUUACCAACCCCUUGCUGAAUUUGGUAGCACUCUUUAUUUUGUUAUAAUGGACCUUGGAAAAGUGAACAAUAUGUACCAGUUCUCAGUAACAGCUUUCACGAGGCUUUUUCAGAAAGCAUUAAGUGGGCCCAAGGUAGAAGAACCAAGUGAAAUCAGAACAAAGGGCUACCAGAGAAGACUUCAACAUAUUAUUUAUGAGUAUAUUAGUCGAUCACUGUUCAAGGCUGAUAGACUCAUGUUUGCUGUUCAUCUUGUCAGUAGAAUGUAUUCUCAGCAAAUUCAGGAAAAUGAAUGGAAAGUCUUUGUAGGUCAAGCCAUAUCUGAUAUCAAGAAUGAUGCAUCAAAAAUGAGUGACAGUGUACCAAACUGGAUUGAAGAAGAAAGAGCAUUUGAUGUUUUUGUUCUCAAGAGUUCACUACCAGAACUGUACUCACAACUGGAGUUAGAUGAUAAAGGGUUGUGGUCAGGUUUUUCACACAGUGGAGAAUGUGAAAACAACUUUCCGUUGAAGUUGGGUCACAGAUUAUCACCAUUCCAGAAGGUCCUUGUGAUAAAAGCCUUGAGGCCUGAUCGACUUCAUUCAGCACUUGUUCAAUUUGCUCUUCAGACUCUAGGUUUGCAAGAUCUUUCUCCACCAGCACUUAGUCUGAAGCAGUUGUUAUUUGAGACUCUUGCAACAGAGCCAAUUCUUCUCAUCAUCUCUCCAGGAGCUGACCCAUCAGAGGAACUGUGUGCUCUUGCCCAUACCACAGUUGGGGAUCAACACUAUCAUGAGGUGGCAAUGGGUCAAGGCCAGGUGACAAUGGCUUUGGAUAAGCUGAGUACUGCUGCUCGACAGGGUGACUGGCUGUGUCUUAAAAACCUGCACCUGAUGACAUACUGGCUGCCAGCUCUUGAGAAAGAACUUAAGUCCCUGCAGCCACAUGAAAACUUCCGCUUAUGGUUUACUGCUGAGGCUCAUCCAAAAUUUUCAGCUAUUCUUGCCAAGUCAUGUCUUAAAGUAACUUAUGAGUCACCUCAAGGUGUGAAGAAAAAUCUGCAGCGCACAUAUGCAUCAUGGGGACCAGAGUUCAUCAAUGGCAGUGGUCAGGGAGAGAACAGGGCGAAAGCAUUAUUUGCUCUUGCCUGGUUCCAUGCAGUGGUUCAGGAGAGACGAACAUUUAUCCCGCAAGGUUGGGCUAAAUUCUAUGAGUUCAGCGAUGCUGAUCUGCGAGCAGCAGCUGAAGUUCUUCAACAGCUCUUCAAGAAAGGUUCUGGUAACAUCAAAUGGGAAUUUGUACAUGGCUUAUGUGAGAAUGCAAUCUAUGGUGGCCGAGUGGACAAUGCCUAUGAUAUCAGAGUCCUGUCCUCUUAUCUCAGGGAGUUUUUCAGUUCAGCUGUCCUUGUUGAUGCAAGAAAGUCAUUAGGACCUGGAAUUAAUAUCCCUACUACAGCCAGUUAUAAGGCACAUAUCAGUGCUAUUCAGCAGUUAUCAGAUAAUGAUAAGCCAGCAUACUUUGGAUUGCCAGCUAAUGUGGAACGUUCUUGGCAGCGGAUCACAAGCCAUGAAGUUAUUAACCAGCUUAAAACACUGAUGAGAUCUGUUGAGGGAGUCAAUAAAUUUAAUAGAGAGGAAUGGCAGCUUCAGCUUACACCUGUUCUAAAUCUGUGGAAAAAGCUGAAUCAGGGUUCAGGUUUGAUUCAGAUGAAAGUGCCACAGAUAGUGGAAGGAUCAGAAGAGAGAAGUGGUCAGGGAGCAUCCCCAGUAGUGCUGUUUGUAACUCUGGAAUAUCACAAUGCUGUGCUUUUAGUGCAGCAAAUUCACAAGUCCUUGGUCACCCUCAGCAAAGUGAUUCGUGGUACUAUACUUCCUAGCAGUGACAUGGUACAAUUGGCUGACUCCAUUAUAAACCAACAGACUCCAGACAUGUGGCAGAAAAUGUGGGAAGGUCCUGGUGACCCCAUGUUGUAUCUUCGAAGUUUGAUGGCCCGAGCUCUGGCUGUCCAGCGCUGGAAUCAGCGAGCAAGCCAGGGUUCUCUACUAAGGGAACCUGUUGAUCUUUCAGAUCUCUUUCACCCAGAUACUUUUCUUAGUUCUCUUAAGCAGCAAACAGCAAGAGAUUAUGGACUGGCCUUGGAUGAGCUUCAGUUAGCAUGCAGUUGGAGUAAGAGUGGACUGCCUGGUGCUCAUCUGCCUGUCACACUGAUAGCCUUACAGUUGGAAGGAGCCUCAUUUGAUGGUUUGCGCUUGCUGCCAAAUGGAGCUGACUCACCUAGCAUUACAUUGGCACCACCAUGUACAAUUGCCUGGAUGCCACAGGGAAGUGCACAGGUUUACCAACAUGGAGAGGUGAUUCACUUACCACUGUACUAUACUGCUAGCAGAGAGCAAUUUGUGGUAAGUUUGGAUGUCCCGUGUGCUGGAGACCAGGAUAAAUGGAUCCAGAUAGGAGCAGUUUUCUUCUUGAGAAGUUAAAUUAACAGCUCCAAUUUCAGGUAACUCAUAUUGGAUCUUUUAAUUCAGUCUUGCAAUUUUUAGGACAUACAAUGUAGUAUGCACUAAAAAAGUAAAAAAUUAUUUAAACUAUAUAAAUGCACUAUGAAACUCUCUGCAUUGGACAGCAAUGUGAAUCAUCUUUUGAAGAUAGAAGUUGAGUUCUGCAUUACUGAUUACUGUACUAGUCAGUUUAUCUUGUCAUACUCACUAUUUUUGUGAUGUUAAGUUUUUGUUAAUAUUUCACCAAAAUAUUUACGCAUUUACUUGGUGUGCAUUAGCCAUUUCAUUGUUGUGGCAUCUAAUAUGGAAGCCCUGUGGAAACUCCGUCCAGUUAGUAAUUUUAGAAUCUGUGUACCAAAAUAAAUGUUCUUUAUGUAACUGUUUAAACUAUAGGUAUACAUGUUACCAAGUUAAUAUGGUAUUCUGCGUGAUUAAACAUUAUAUGAAAAGACUUUGAAAAAUACCUAUAAUAAAUAUGUUCCUAAAUUAAA
Messenger RNA from Zootermopsis nevadensis, 13721 nucleotides. Lineage: Eukaryota; Metazoa; Arthropoda; Insecta; Blattodea; Termopsidae. The record is from RefSeq and is a predicted model, not a curated record.